Messenger RNA from Plasmodium adleri (nom. inval.), 906 nucleotides. RefSeq names its product conserved Plasmodium protein, unknown function. The record is from RefSeq and is a predicted model, not a curated record. Lineage: Eukaryota; Apicomplexa; Aconoidasida; Haemosporida; Plasmodiidae. Bases 1 to 906 code for a protein of 301 amino acids. The transcript has 9 exons.
AUGAUUGAUUCAUUUCAAAUUCGUGAUUUUAAUAAAUUUCCUUUUUCUUCAAAUGAACAAAAAAUAAUUGAACAUUUUACAAACGAACAGAAUGAUAAAUUCAGUGAUAAUUUAUCUCGAUUACAGAUACCUCAAGAAAUAAAGAAAAAUAUAACAGUAAAUAAUUUACAUAAUGAAAAAGUAAUACUAACGAAUAAUAAUAUGAAAGAGAAAUCUAACAGUAUUGAGCGCGAUACUAUUAUCAAAGAAAUUUCCAUUGAAAGACUAUUACACAAGAUAAGAAAUUUAGAAAAUGAAAAAAAAUUCUUGCUAAGGUUUUUAGAAAAUAAAAAAAAUAUAGAAUUAGAAUAUAAAAAAGCACUAGAAACACAGGCAGCCUAUGUUAAUUCUGAAAAUAAAAAAUCACAAUUUUAUGAAAACGAAUGGUUAAAUAUGAAAUCCUUAGAAUAUUCCCUAAUAAAUUCUGGAAAGGAACCUAUGAGACAAUCUUUAGAAAUGUUCUACGACGAUUCUAACAUAAAUAAACUUGGGGGACUUACAAGAAACCAAGAAAUGUUUAUUAUAAAAUUAAUAGAGGAUCAUAAAAAUUUAAAUAAAGAAAGAAGUAUCAUUUCUAAAAAGUAUAAUGAAGCCGUGGAUGCAAAUUUUCAAUUAUAUCAACAAAAUGAAAUGCUGAAAGCACAAAAUAUAAGUCUCUUAGAAAAAAACAAAGAUUUAGUAAAUGAAGAACUGGAUAAGAAACUAAAGGCCUUGAAUUCAUCGCUUAUAUAUGUUCAAAAGGAAAAUAUUCAAUUACAAGAUGUACUGGAUCAAUAUUCCAAGUUGAUAAAGAACAUUAAGGAUUGCCCUGAUAUGAAGGCUGUUAAUGACGAAUUAAAUAAAUUUACAAACUACCUAUCUAUUUGA